This is a messenger RNA of Lepus europaeus (European hare), 717 nucleotides long. RefSeq names its product galectin-related inter-fiber protein (gene GRIFIN). Lineage: Eukaryota; Metazoa; Chordata; Mammalia; Lagomorpha; Leporidae. Gene Ontology annotation, molecular function: carbohydrate binding. The record is from RefSeq and is a predicted model, not a curated record. The transcript is spliced from 7 exons. Bases 1 to 669 code for a protein of 222 amino acids.
AUGGGCAGCCCGCCCCACCCGCCGGACCCCGACUCAGAGAUGCUGCCCCCCGCCCUGACUGUGAGAGACGUCCUGGUGCCGUUCCAGACGUCUCGUGAAGAAGGCGAGGCCAAGUUCGCCACCGUGUGGCAGGCUGUGUCCAGCUCAGAGACGGCGCCUGCGGCCCGUGGGGGUCUCCUGGACACAGGGAGGACCCCCGGGGGAGAGGGGCCUGAGCUGAGAGCCUGCGGCCCCGUCUCUGUUCAGUUUGAAGCCUUCUGCGCAGGGGGCCUGGCCCCCGGCUGGAGCCUGCUCGUCCAGGGACAGUCGGACUCCGGGGAGGACAGGUUUGAGGUCAACUUCCUGUGCGAGGGCGGCGACAUCGCCUUCCACGUCAAGCCCCGCUUCUCCAGCGCCACCGUGGUGGGCAACGCCUUCCAGGGCGGCCACUGGGGCCAGGAGGAGGUGUCCAGCGUCGUCCCACUGGCCCUGGGGCAGCCCUUCGAGAUGGAGGUGAGCUCGGACGAGGAGCACUUCCACGUGUUCGUGCAGGAGCACAAGGUGCUACAGUUCCCACACCGCCAGAGGCCGCUGGCCGCCAUCACCAGAGUGCGGGUGCUGAGUGACCACCGCCUGGCGCAGGUGGAGCUGGCCAGGAGGGGCCUGAGCUGGGGGGACGGGGGCUACUGAGCUGCCGGCGGUCCAGGAGGGAGCGUCCGGGGCGCCUGGAGUCCACCC